This is a messenger RNA of Psylliodes chrysocephalus, 1626 nucleotides long. NCBI's taxonomy places the organism in Eukaryota, Metazoa, Arthropoda, Insecta, Coleoptera, Chrysomelidae. The record is from the annotation of a GenBank genome assembly.
CGCGUGAAUAUAAACGAGUUAUUUGUCUCGACAAAAUUUACUUAAUUCGCAAAUCAAAAACCGAUUGCAGUUCGAAAACAAAUCAGCUGGAGCUGGACUAACAGGUUCUUCAGUGAGAGAAGCCAUCAAAGUUGCCUAUACAUCUGCUACUGUAAGAUACAUCGGAAUAGCAUUGUUUAUAACAAUAUUCUGCUUGAAGUAAACAAUUUAUUCAGAUUUCUUCGAUACGAGCAGGACGACACAUUACAUUUACAGCAAUCAAUCAUUUACCAUGGCCAAUUGGAGGUGGCGGUUCGUCGUAGUUUUAUGCGUAGUGUUUUGUAGUGUAUCAGUUUUUGGCCAAUUGGACGAAGGUGACACAUGUGAAACCAGAGCUGGCAAAGAUGGCAUUUGCAAAUACAUAACUCAAUGUCGGUCUGCUUUAGAUGAUCUAAACAAAGGGAUAUUUCCCUCAGAUAUAUGCGGUUACAAUGGAACCCAGUCGAUAAUAUGUUGCGUAGGAAGGAAUCAAGCACCUGCACCAACACGACCUACUAGACCUGUAAAACCAAGACCUAAGCCAACAGUUGGAACUGUACCUAGACCAGGAUUUUCGAAUGUAGGAUCAGCUCCUGGAGAUAGAGCUGCAGCAAUGUGUAAGGAGUACGCACAAUAUGCAUACGAAACAAUAUAUUCCCCUGCUUUGUCGUUGGGUUCAACUUUUGCCAAAACUUUGGAAUGUCCUAUCAAAACGCAAACACUGAUUGUCGGAGGAACAUUGGCAGGUCGAAGAGAAUUUCCGCAUAUGGUACAAAUUGGUUAUAUCACUGGAAGUGAAACAACAUGGGACUGUGGUGGAACACUUAUUAGUCCGACAUUUAUACUAACAGCUGGUCACUGUUUGACAAGUAAUUCGAGGGGCGACGCAAAAUUGGCAAGAGGUGGAAUAUCAAACCAAACUGACAUUACACAUUUACAAACAAGAAACAUCAUUGAAAGGAUUAAAUAUCCGCAAUAUAAUUUUCAAAAAUACCAUGAUAUUGGUCUUCUUAAGUUAAGUAAAGCAUUUGCCCUCGAUACUUACCUUCGACCCGCGUGUUUGUACACUGAAAAAUCUAUUCCUUACACUACAGCUGUGGCUUCUGGUUGGGGUAAAACUGACUUCGCUGUCGAUGAAGGUAGUCAAGAUUUAUUAAAGGUUACUUUGGAAUUCUUUACUACAGCUCAAUGUAAUAAGACAUAUAGACGAAUGAUUAACGAUAACUCAGAAUUACCAAUGGGUAUUGUUGAAGAUAUAAUGAUAUGCUAUGGUUCUACAAAAGAUCGAAAGGAUACAUGCCAAGGUGAUUCUGGAGGUCCUCUACAACUGAUACAUCCCGAAACACAAGAAACGAAAUGUAUGUACGAUAUUAUAGGAAUCACUUCGUUUGGAGUUGCCUGCGGGUUAGCCAAGAACCUUCCUGGAGUAUAUACAAGGGUGUCCAAUUAUGUCGAAUGGAUAGAAAAUACUGUGUGGCCCAGAUAAAGAAAAUAUAUAUAAUAAAUUUUUACCGAACAGAAAACUGUAUAUAUGUUUUACGAAAAACUUAUUUGUGAUAAAUAUAGGAGUUAGUUAUAAAAAAUAAAAAUAUUAAAAUAUAAAUAGUA